Messenger RNA from Vigna umbellata (rice bean), 1542 nucleotides. RefSeq lists its product as uncharacterized. The record is from RefSeq and is a predicted model, not a curated record. NCBI's taxonomy places the organism in Eukaryota, Viridiplantae, Streptophyta, Magnoliopsida, Fabales, Fabaceae.
GCAGUGUGCAUUCACAGAGCAUUUCUAAACUGUUGUGAAAAUCUUCUUCUGCUAUAGAUUCUUCUCAAGUUCUUGUAUUCAAUCAUGGGGACAUGUAGUUUGUCUAAAGUGAUUUUCUCGUUUGUGUUUCUGAUGUUGUCAGCAAGCAGCCACACGGAGGUUGCUGGAGCACGUGUUCUUUUGGAAUCAGCAUUGCCCAAACCAGAAGUGUCACAACUUCCCAAACCCGAGUUCUCAGCAUCACAUAUCCCUGCAUUUCCAAAGCCUGAGCUCCCUAAGGUUCCUCAGUUGCCCAAUAUAGCUGAAAUACCAAUUCCUGAAUUGUCUAAACCAGAAUUUUCUAAAGUCCCUGAAGUAUCUAAAGAGUUGCCCAAAAUUCCUGAAAUUCCUAAAUCCAAAUUAUCCAAGCUAGAGUUACCUAAAGUUCCUGAAUUUCCUAAGUUAGAGUUACCUAAAAUACCUGAGAUACCUAAGAUUAGUGAAUUGUCAAAGCCUGAGUUAUCAAAAAUUUCUGAACUAUCAAAGUUAGAGUCGCCUAAAGUUCCUGAAGUGCCUAAGUUUGAGUUACCCAAAGUUUCUGAGUUGCCUAAAGUCCCUGAGUUGCCUAAAGUUCCUGAAUUUCCUAAAUCAGAGUUGCCUAAAGUUUCUGAAUUGCCCAAACCAGAGUUGCCUAAAGUUCCUGAAUUGCCUAAGGCAGAGUUUCCUAAAGUCCCUGAAUUGCCUAAGCCAGAGUUGCCUAAAGUCGCUGAAUUGCAUAAGCCAGAGUUACCUAAAGUACCAGAGAUACCUAAGUCAGAACUGCCUAAAAUACCUGAGAUGCCUAACAUUCCUGAAUUUCCUAAGCCCGAGUUACCAAAAGUUUCUGAAUUGUCAAAGUUAGAGUCGCCUAAAGGACCUAAGUUUGAGUUACCUAAAGUUCCUGAGUUGCCUAAAGUUCCUGAGUUGCCUAAAGUUCCUGAGUUGCCUAAAGUUCCUGAAUUGCCUAAAUCAGAGUUGCCUAAAGUUCCUGAGUUGCCUAAAUCAGAGUUGUCUAAAGUUCCAGAGUUGCCUAAAGUUCCUGAAUUGCCUAAGCCUGAAUUGCCUAAGUCAGAGUUGCCUAAAAUACUUGAGAUCCCUAAGAUUCCUGAAUUACCUAAGUCUGAGUUGCCUAAGACAGGGUUGCCUAAAAUUCCUGAAUUGUCUAAACCAGAGUUACCUAAAGUUCCUGAAUUGCCUAAGUCCAAGUUGCCUAAAGAAGUUGAGAUACCUAAGAUCCCAGAAUUGCCUAAGCCCGAAUUAUCUAAGCUUCCUGAAUUGUCAAAGUUAUAUUCACCUAAAGUCUCGGAAGUGUCUAAGUUUGAGUUGCCCAAAGUUCCUGAAUUUCUUAAAGUUCCAGAAUUGACCAAAGUUCCUGAAUUACCUAAGUUUGAGUUGCCUAAGUCGGAAUUGCCUAAGACAGAGUUGCCUAAAACACCUGAAAUGCCUAAGAUUCCUGAAUUGGUUAAACCCGAAUUAUCUAAAGUUCUUGAAUUAUCAAAGUCAGAAUUGCCUAAAGUACCUUAA